AUGCCAUUUGUUCUAUUGGGUGAUCAAGGAUAUCCACUGAAAGAGUAUCUAUUAAGACCCUAUCCAUUCGAUAAAAAUUUGGAUUCGGCAAAAGAAACAUUUAAUUACCGUUUGAGCAAAGCUCGGCGUAUGAUUGAAUGCACUUUUGGAAUUUUGGUAUCGAAAUGGAGAUGUUUAAAAACCGAACUUCAAAUGAACCCGGAACAUGUUGAUAUAGUUAUUAAGACUAUAUGUUUAUUGCAUAAUAUUAUCAUCGAUAAAGAAGGUAUAGAUGAAACACUACUGGAGCAGGUUCGUCGUGACCCAACUAUAAACUCAGAAACACAUUCAGUAUCUAGACGCAAUAACAGAUCAAGAACGGAAGCAUACAUAAUACGUGAUACUUUUAAAGAUUAUUUCACAACUGUUGGAGUUAUAAAAUAA
Macrosiphum euphorbiae (potato aphid) is the source of this 423-nucleotide messenger RNA. Lineage: Eukaryota; Metazoa; Arthropoda; Insecta; Hemiptera; Aphididae. The record is from the annotation of a GenBank genome assembly.